AUGGCGAUCUCGGACACCAGCGGCGGGGCUCGCCACGUGAGGUGCCCCAGGUGCCGCAGCGUCCUCCAGGAGCCCGCCGGCGUCCCCGUGUACCAAUGCGGCGGGUGCGGCGCCAGCCUCCGAGGUAAAUUCGAGCUCCACUCCGGUGAUUGGAUCUUCGCAUUUCCAUGUAAUUUGUCCCGGGUUUCUGAUUGGAUUUCGUUUUCUGGUUGCGCAGCGAAACUCCCCGGCGGCGACACGCGCGGCGCGUCCGUCAGCGCUGCUCCGUCCACGGAGAGCGUCCUGCCGUCUCCUCGCCGGAGCCAGGCUCAGAGCGGCCAGUUGGGCGGCUCCGGGGAUGUCGCGAGCACCAGUGGCACGACUCCUGACGCUCCGAGCACCAGUGGCACGACUCCUGACGCCCCGAGCACCAGCUACCGAGGCGCCGGCACGACGAGCCGACGCGAGGCCGGUGAUCUCACGCCGCCGGUCGUUGAGAGGAAGGGGCGUGAUCACCACCGGAGUGCCGAUCAGGCGGAAGCUGCUGGCAGUUCUCAACCGCGCAUCACAAGGGGUGCGGUCAGUGCUCCCAACGCCAGUGCUGCCCCGUCUUCAGCGAGUGUCCUGCCGUCUCCUCGCCGGAGCCAGACUCAGAGCAGCCACUUUGGCUCCGGGGAUGUCGCGAGCACCAGCGCCCCCGCCCCGACUCCUGAUGUUCGAACCACCAGCCCCCGGGACGCCGGCACGACAAGCCGACGCGAGACCGGCAGGGCCGUGGGCACGAGCGGCGAUCAAACGCCAGCGAGGAAGCAUCACUCCUCGGCGCAAUCGCCGCCGAUCGUCGAGAAGAAGGGGCAUGAUCACCAUCACCGGAGUGCCGAUCAGGAGGAAGCUGGUGGCAGCUCCGAACAUCGCAGGGGGAGGGGCGCGGUCAGUGCUCCCGCCGCCGGUGCAAACUUCGCCGAGAUGCGAGGUUCAGAGAGGGCACGUGAUGCCGAGCCUGAAACUGAUGCCGCGAGGAAGAAAAGUCCAAGGCCAAGCAGAGCGGAAGCUGCGCCAAUGCCUGAUCGCGCCGCGGAUUCCCGGUCUGCGCCGGCAGCGGCGAGCUGGAAACAGCGAGACGAUGCCGCGGCGGCGCCGGUGCCGGCUGUGACGGAGGAAAAGGCACCGAGCCCUCCUCGGCACGCGCCGCAGAAGAUGAGUCCCCUCCACGAGAAGAUCCUGAAGACGGUGGACGAGCUCAAAGGCGACCUCUCCGAGCUCUUCAGCCAGCCUCCGGAGGCCAAGCCAAGGACACCAUCGCGUCCGCCUCGUCGUCCCAGGCAAGAAGGCCACGCCCCUCACCCGGCCGUCCCUACCAGCAGAGCUCGCCAUGCCACCACCGCGGCCGCUCUGCACCACCGCGGCAACGCGGGCAAGCACGGACAGGCUACCCUCCGCGGUCUGCCGUCGCGGCGGUAUCGCCGGUGCAGGGCUGACCCGUGCGGCGGCCACGACGCGCGCCCGGCAGGAGCAUGCCGGCACAGCUGCUGCGACCACGUCAAGCCUGAGUGCGGCAGCUGCAGGGGGCACUGCUGCCGCCCGUCGAGAGCGCAGGAACCCGCGCGGCCGGCCGCAGCGGAGGCCAAGAAGCGCGCGCCGCCGCCGAGGCACCACUGCCGGCCGGUCCUGAAGGGCGCGCCGUUCAUCGUCUGCUCCAGCUGCUUCACGCUCGUCCAGGUGCCCGCGGGGUUCGCCGUGGCGAGCGCCAAGGUGCGCGACCUGCGGUGCGGCGCCUGCUCGGCCGUGCUCUCCUACUCCUACCGCGACCCGGACAGGAAGAAGCCCGCCGACGAGUGCAGCACGGCCGGCUCCUCCCCCGCGCGCCACGUCGGUGCGCGGCCGGACCUGUUCUCGUUCAUCGAGGACUUCGCGGCGGAGUACGGGGCGAGCAGCUACUCCACCACGGAGGACGAGCAGCCGCUGCACGUGUCGAGGAACUCGUCCUUCGACACCGUCGUCGCGGCGGGGGAGGAGGCGGCGGCGGCGCGGCGGCACAGCCACAGCCUGCACCGUCUCAUGGGGUACGGCUCGGCGAGCGAGCUGCUGCUGCGGCGCUCCCCGAGCCUGUACGAGUACGGGAGCCCCGGCAAGAGGUCGACGCCGCCGUCGGACGCCAGCAGGCGGCACGACGACAGGAAGGGGAAGGGCAUCUGCGUGGAGGACUUCACCGGCGACGAGGACUCGGACGACAGUUGCACGCUGAGGCGGUCGAACGGGAGAAGAUCUGGCUGGACGCCCGGCCACGGGGUUCCGGCGGCGGGAGCCAUCAGGAUCAGGUAG
Molecule: messenger RNA, 2301 nt
Organism: Triticum turgidum subsp. durum (durum wheat)
Lineage: Eukaryota; Viridiplantae; Streptophyta; Magnoliopsida; Poales; Poaceae
Source: the annotation of a GenBank genome assembly